CCUGUGUUCGCCUUUUCGCCGUGGAAUGAGCCUCCUCUCUCGCCGUCGACAGUUUGAAUAAACUUUAUUGGUGAGGAGUUGUCGGCGGAUGGUCAAAGAUGGGGUCGCGGAUCGCUCGAAUGUUCCGAAACUUCAACCUGGAGAACCGAGUGAUCCGAGAAAUCUCCAAAGAGAAGCCGCGGGCGGCGCCGCGACACGAGCCCAGGGCGCCGCCGCCGUCCGAAGUGGUGGACACAGUGAACCAGAAGAACGACCCUCUGCUGAGCCUCCUCAGGUCUGUGUAUGUGGAGUCCACGGAUCCAGCAGCAGCAGCAGCGGAGGAGUCAAAGGAAGUCACAGCGGGUAAAGAGGCAGAGCGCCGGCCGCUCAGGUUCAGUUUACCAGGGGAGGCGUACGGCCUGGUGGAUCUCACAGACGUUCCUAGAGGCAAACUGACCAUCGUUGAGGCUCUGAAGGCCCUGAGCAGCCACCAGCGUCAGCCUCAGACGUGGACGCCGGAAAAGAUCGCUCAGGAAUAUUCUCUUGACUUGAAAGACACAAAGGCUCUUGUUGAGUUCUUCAUCCCCUUCCAGGUCAAGAUCAUACCGCCCAAGAGCGACGGCGCCAAGCAGAUAAAAGCUUCUUAGGACUGGACUGGUGGUGAUCAUUAGAUAAGAUAAAGUGUUUAACAGAUUUAUUCAUGUAUGUCGACGCACUGCCAUUGGGAAAGUCACCUGACCUGCAGCAGAUCAGCCACAGUUUCUCAAGCUUGGGGUUUGGACACAAAGGUUGAUGAAAGAAGCUAUGAAAAAUAAUAAAAUAUGAAUAAAGACAGUGGGUCUAAGAACUCACUAUAUAAUGAAAAUGUAUUUCAUCUUAAAUUAUAGCAUUGUUUCUUAUAGUCCAUUUGGAGAUAUUGGAAGCUGGUGAAAAUUCAACCCAAGUAUUUAUACUCUGUAGGUCUAGAAAAAGGUUGAUAAAUCUGAAUUCAAUGGAAUGUAACUUUUUCAGAAAUACACUAAUUAAUUAACUUGCAAUUACAACAACUAGCCAAGCUCUAGUCACUUCACAGAUGUGCUGGGUAUUUUUAACCUUUGCUAUCCCCCAGAUUCAAGUCAUUAUGCUAAGCUAUUGGCUAACUACAUUCAGACUCAUGGGUGCUGUUUUGAGCUAUUUGGAUUCAAGUAUUUCCAUUUUAUGCUACUCUACUAGUUAACCUCAAAAACGGUAUUUCUGACAAACAUGAUGCAAAUACAAAAUAUUUAUAUUGACUCUUCUCAGCUCACUCCUGGAAAAAAAGACUAGUCCUAUCCAGUGAAGAUUAAUUUACCCAAUGACAGUAAAUGUUUGUCUAAAAAGGCAAAACAGCAUCUGUCAUAUUAUUUGUGUCGACCCAGUCGGUUAAUUAUUGGGUCAUUGCAGCUCCACUCAGAGCUCCAAUGACAGAACUCUGCAGCACUGUGUUUUUGAUGAAGAUAAUACAUUAUUAUGCCAUUUAUCUAAGUAGCUACCACAUAAUGCAAUGGUUUUCAAAUAGUGGCUCCAGGGCUGAAUCCACCCUCCGAACCACAUGAUGUGACCCCAGACAGAUGUUUCCAAUUUCAUAACAAAACCUCUAGAUGAUCAGUCAUUUAUCUGCUGUAGUUAAUGUGAGUACGGUGCUUGGUUGAAUUUGAAUACUAAAACUGACCUGUGACAUUUAUUACUGUUCACAUGUAAAGAGAGCGUCCGAACUGCUGCUGUUGUGACCAAUGUGACAUCUUAAGACGUCUUCUUGAAAAAGACCUUUUACAUGUGAAAGCAAAAAAACAAAGGGGGGUGGACCAGUCAGUAGCAUCCAGAUGUUAUAUUUUGUAUUUCAUGUCGAACAUGUGAAAUAUUUUCCGGCUCAUGUGAAACCUGUACCUUACUUCUUGCCUGAAAUGAAAAGCCAGGUGAAAAGGUAUUGGAAAUCUUGCAAAUGAGUCCAUGUCUCUUACAGUAUACCUCAAAGCACGAAUCAUACAGCUUACGUUUUUCAUUUUAAUUUAUAGAACAUUUUCUUUCAAAGACUGGGAGCUGACAAAUAGCAGAGUUCUGCUUUUUGAAUGCCAUUCAGUGAAAUUUGACAUUGCCGGGAAAGCCCAAAAAGCCAAAGCUCUAUAAAUAAACUUAAAGAACCAAUGUGUCUAAACAUCAAAUGCAUUGAUAGAGAAGAGUGACCUGGUGGCAUUUGUAUCUGUUUGCUGCACAUACGCACAAUUCAUAAAAUAAAAAUAUGAUCUUA
Molecule: messenger RNA, 2245 nt
Organism: Paralichthys olivaceus (Japanese flounder)
Lineage: Eukaryota; Metazoa; Chordata; Actinopteri; Pleuronectiformes; Paralichthyidae
Gene: ndufaf4
Product: NADH:ubiquinone oxidoreductase complex assembly factor 4
Biological process (GO): mitochondrial respiratory chain complex I assembly
Cellular component (GO): mitochondrion
Source: RefSeq, a predicted model, not a curated record